AUGCCUUUCACCGCCUCCGAUAUCUGCAAGAUCAUUCUUGCCGUCAUCCUCCCGCCCGUCGGUGUCUUCCUCGAGCGUGGCUGCGGCGCUGACUUCUUCAUCAACAUCCUGUUGACCAUUCUUGUCUGCCUCGCGGGUACUCCGUACGAGACUACGGAAUACAGCAGAAAUGAUUCAUUUUGCAAAUUGCAACAUGGUAAAAUCCGCCAGCGCAGCGGAAGCCGAGGGACGCGUACGCAGCUCGGACGCAGAAGAGCUCGGCACUGCGGGUACCUCUGGGCCUUCUGGCAAUCGGCGCGAAGCCAGAAGCGUCCGGGGGCCCAGGGCUCCAUUGUGGCUGGCUGGCCGGCCGCUGGCAGCAAGCGCCCGGUGGGACAGGAUAGGACAGGACAGGGCCCCCGCCUUCGCGGUGAGGCCUGUAUCCCUGUCCGCUAG
Messenger RNA from Colletotrichum lupini, 435 nucleotides. RefSeq names its product plasma membrane proteolipid 3. Gene Ontology annotation, cellular component: membrane. The transcript is spliced from 2 exons. The record is from RefSeq and is a predicted model, not a curated record. NCBI's taxonomy places the organism in Eukaryota, Fungi, Ascomycota, Sordariomycetes, Glomerellales, Glomerellaceae. Bases 1 to 435 code for a protein of 144 amino acids.